AUGGUAUCGUCCAAGGGCGCAAAAUGCUCUUUGGAGCAACUAAAGUCUAUUACUCAAAACACUAAAAGCCUCCUCUCACAGCUGGAAGCCGUCCUCCAUGCUAUCGCAGUCGACAAAACCGUUGCAACUACCCCGCCACCACCGUCGUCGAACCCACCGCAAUCCGUCGAUGCCUUGGCUCUGGCCCACGAUUCCGCAAGCCUCAUCAAGGCACAUACAACCAGAGUGUCCCUACUAAUCAUCAACGAACCAUUUACCCCUUCCGCCAUCAUCAAGGUCCUGAACGAGCUCGUCGCCGGCCCAAUACCCGGCAUCGCAUCGGCAGUACAAGCUUGCGAGGCGGAGAAAUACACAUCUGUCGCAAGACAAGAUCUAGCAUGGAGAUGCUAUCGUGUGCUCAAAGAACUGAGGUGCUUGGUUGACGCGAUACCUCUGGACGGGAAAGUUCUGUCAGUGGUUAAGAAAAAUGGCGCGAACGGGGACGUUGGCAGCAUCACAGCGACCGGCGUCAUCUGGGCCGCUUGCGACGAUGUGAUCCUGCUCAAGAGCCUGGGUAUCGGCGGGCUACUAGUGAAGAAGGUAGAACAGUAUCGAGAUACCUUGAAAGAUGUCCUGGAAGAGUUGAAGGAGUGGAAAGAAGAGGGCGAGAAUGAGGAGGCAGACGAGAACGACCAGGUGGAAUAUGUCACGAACCAUCUGGAAACCACUCACAUAUCAACACAGGACAUGCUCGAUGAUUUCAUGAGUACCCAGCAUAUACCACGUGACGACCCCGAGAAGAUCCGAGAACGCCUCGACUCGUGUAUGAAGAGACUACGGCUCACUACACUACUCUGCUCCGCGAUUAUUAAGCGCAGGCUCAAAACACUGCCGCCUGUACCUACAAAUACUCCAGCGUCGGUGACGAAACGGCUAGACGAAGUGUUUCCUGUGCUCAAGCGCAUGGUGGAAGGUUUCAACGAGGUGGCAUGCGCAUUUUAUGAGAUGGAGCCGGACGCCAUUGACCGCACUAUGGACGCGUGCUUCUUCGACGCUUUUGCAGCUUCGGAGAUGAUGAUGAGUCCAUGGGAAGGACAGAAGGACGAAUUCGCGGAAUGGGCGGAAAAGUUCCAAGUCGGCAUCAAGAAGCCUGAUUAG
Molecule: messenger RNA, 1137 nt
Organism: Pseudomassariella vexata
Lineage: Eukaryota; Fungi; Ascomycota; Sordariomycetes; Amphisphaeriales; Pseudomassariaceae
Exons: 1
Coding region: 1-1137 (378 amino acids)
Biological process (GO): regulation of cell cycle
Cellular component (GO): nucleus
Source: RefSeq, a predicted model, not a curated record